Helicoverpa armigera (cotton bollworm) is the source of this 1339-nucleotide messenger RNA. RefSeq lists its product as uncharacterized. The record is from RefSeq and is a predicted model, not a curated record. Bases 34 to 1281 code for a protein of 415 amino acids. The transcript is spliced from 2 exons. NCBI's taxonomy places the organism in Eukaryota, Metazoa, Arthropoda, Insecta, Lepidoptera, Noctuidae.
AAUAAUAUACUUUAUUUAGUAUUAACGGUAAACAUGGCACAAUACAACUUUGAAGGUGACCUGUCCAAUAUAUCUGAACGCCAACUGGAGUUCAUCAAUAAAGUGGUUUUAGAGCAAGAGUUAAAUGCCAGCAAGGUGGUCUUCCAUCCAGUCGGAAAGGCUGGUGAUAAUUUCGUGGCAAACAUUAAGAGGAUCCACAUCGAAGGUGAACAUGACACCCUGAAGCUAAUUAUUAAAAUUGCUCCCACAAAUGAGAUAGCCCGCCAAACUACGAACACUGGAAUCAUGUUCAAUAAUGAGACUGUUAUGUAUACGGAAGUACUGCCAAAGUUUGUGUCCUUGCAAAUAGCUGCAGGAGUGCCUGAAGACGAACAACUAAGAUUCGCAAAAUGCUACGGAACUCUCACUGAGCAACCCAACGAAGUUAUCAUUUUGGAAGACCUAAAUGAAUCAGGUUACACUAUGUUGGACAAGUUUGAAUCUUUGUCUGAUGAUUGUGUUAAAAGCAUUCUGAGGAAUUUUGCUAUACUACAUUCUCUUUCUUUUGCAAUGAAGAAUAAGGAACCUGAAAAGUAUGAUCAACUGAAAGCUAAAUUAAUGGAUGUUUGGGAUGUCAUGGCUGCAAUUCCACAAUUUGAAAUGCAAAUUGCAAAUCUGGAGAAUCAGCUAAUUGCUGUCGUUGAGGAUGAAGAACAUAAAAGAAUAUUAAAAAAUAAAAUGACAGACAUGUUUGCGGUCAGAAAGAAGAUACUCAAGCAUGAGAAUCAAAAGCAUUUGAUCAUUCAGCAAGGAGAUGCAUGGACAAACAACAUUAUGUUCAAAAUGGGUGAAGAAGGUCCAGUACAAUCGAUCAUGAUUGACUACCAAGCUUCAAACAACGUGAGCCCAGUAGUCGACCUUCUCUACAUGAUCCUCAACUGCACAGACCACGAGACCAGGUCGAAGAACUUCUACAACUGGUUAGACUAUUAUCACUCCGAGUUAGACAAGUCACUAUCGAACUUUGGGCUGAAAGCCAACUUUAUUUACCCUAAAGACCAGUUAGAUGCAGAUUUGAAAAGAUACGCCAAACUAUUGUUUGGUCUGAGUCUUCUCCUAGCAAAUGUUUUAAUGAGAGAUACUACAGAAGCUGCUGAGAUUUUGGAAGCUAUGAGAACUGCUGGUAUUAACGAAAUUGCUGAAUCAAUGACGACUCAAAAUCUACAGGGUGAAACAAUUCUUCGUCUCCGCAAGAGAAUUGUUGGACUCAUUGACAGUUUCCAUGAGUUCGGUUUACUGUAAAACUUUGAAUUAAUUUUGUGUUCCCAUUUAAAUUAUUUAUAAAGUAUGAAAGUAUUUA